ACGCGUUUCCUGAGCUAACAACAGUCGCUUUGGCUUGACAGAUAAUUUCAAGACAAUUUAAUCGUACAAAUACUUCUUUAGGAUAGUAUUAGAACUUUUGGCAAAAUGCUUUACGGGAAGCCCUUAGUCAGUUAAUAUAGAUGGGUGUUUAUGUCAUUAAACAGGUGUUUUAUUGUAACCGGUUUUGCUACAUUGUCGUAGCUAGCAUAUAAACAACAUUGCUAGCUCUUGUACCUGCUAGCUUGGUGUCUUUGGCUAAAAAGCUACGUUAACAAGUUGUAUUUAAGUGACAAUCUGGCUGUCUUUUAUUCCGGACCACAGCUGAAGUAGAGGUAAAGGAAUGGUGCAGCCACAGCCUGACGGCCCUAUGCAGUGGGACAUGUCAGGAGAGGACAGUGGAGGGGCCUUGAGGGUCCCACCUGAGCUGGCUGCCAAUGAAGUGGUGACCCGGUUGUUGGGUGACAAUCAGCAGCUUAGAGAGGCCUUGCGCCGCAGCAACCUGGCUUUGCGUCAGCGCUGUGAAGAGAUGGAGGGAUGGCAGCGAAGAACGAAAGAGGAAAGAGAGUUUCUAAGCUGUCGUUUCCAGGAGGCCAGGGCGCUGGUGGAGAGACUAGCUCAGGAGAAUCACUCCUUACAGGGUCUGGUGAAUGGACCAGGUUCCUCCUCCAACCACUGUUGUAGUAACUCCAGCCAGACUGAGGAGCAGCAGGGUCGCCCGUCAAGGAAUGGACCUCUGGACGGCCCACAGACCCUGGAUCAGCGGGAGAGGAAGAGGGUGGAGGAGAUGGAUCAACACACACAGACUACACCACCUCGAAGCCUGGGUGAUGCAAGUGUGCAUAGCUCCUUGAAUAGCACCCUACCAACUCCAUCUGCCUCACUUUCAGUAGAAUGGGGGGGGGUGUUAGGCAGGGAAAAUGACCAGCCUGUAGAAGGAGCAAAUGAUUUUCUCCAGUUGCUGAAGAGCCACAAAGAAACACUGGAGGAGGGUAUGAGAGAGCUGAGGAGGAAGAAUGAAGAGCUGGAGAGGGAGAGGGAGGAGGGAGAGAAGGACAGGGAGAGAAUGCGUCGUUUCAUUGACCAGCUUCGAGGAAAACUGGCUCUGGCGCAGCAGACAAGCAACGUUACCGAAGAGUCAGUACAACAUCGCUCAGAGGCACAACACUCAUCUGACUGUUCUAGCCUGGCUAAACUCACAGAGCAGCUUCAGGCCACACAGGGCAGGUAUCGAGAGUUGGAGGAAAAGCUUGAUUACUUGCAGAAGAGCUCAGCUCAGCGAGACAAAACUGAAGCUCUGCUCAAACAGAAGGAUAAGGACUGUGCCCAGCUGGCGAAGGACUGUGAAGCUCUGAAAGCUCAAGCGACAUCUCUAUUAGGAGAACUGAAUGAGAGACAGAGCUGCUUGGAUAAGAGUGAACACGAACGCAAAAUAUUGGAAGAAAAGCUGUGCAGUAAGAUGAAGGCCCUGCAAAUGGCAGAGCGGGAGCUGGAGCAGCAAAGGAAGCAGCAUCAUGUGGCCAUGGACCAGUUGCUGCUGCAGACCCAGAGCCUGGAGCAAGCGCUGAAGACGGAGCGACAUGUUGUCACAGAGGAGAAGAAAAAAUUGACACAACUACAGCAUGCUUACACAUGUCUCUUUAGAGACUAUGAUUCAAAACUGAAGAGUGAGGGAGGAGAUCUGUGCAGCCGGCUAGAGGAGGCAGAGAGAGCUCUGGCCCUGAAGCAGGAUCUGAUUGAUAAACUGAAGGAAGAGGUAGAGCAACAGAAAGGCUCACUGGAGACAGUCCCUGUUCUCACAGCACAGGCUGAGAUCUACAAGGCAGAUUUCCUAGCGGAGCGAGAAGCAAGAGAAAAGCUUAACCAGAAGAAGGAGGAGCUGCAGGAUCAGCUGAAUCAGGCUCUGGCUGAGAUCGACAGGCUCAAACAGGAGGCCACAUCACGCGCACGUAUGGAGCAAAUGAAGCUGAGACACCGGGAGGACUUUCCAGCACGGGCCUCACACAUUCCUCCUCCACCAGGUGUGUUCCCUUUCAACACCGCACCCCCACCCUCAUCGUUCCGCAGUCAGGGUUUGCCACCAGUGGGAGAUCAAGGUGCAGCUGGUGCUGAGGAUCUGCCAGAUUUAUGUUGUCCUAAGUGCCAGUAUCACGCUCCAGAUAUGGACACGCUGCAGAUUCAUGUCAUGGACUGUAUACAGUAACAUGAGCAGAGAUCAACACACCAUAACAUCAAUCUAUUCACACACACAGUAUAUACAGGAGACAUAUGUACCUAUUUCUUUCUCAAAAACACAUUAGGCAGUUGCACCUUACUUUCUCUGCCAUUAAAAUAUGCAUAUAUAUCAAAGAUCUAAUGUGAUUACAAAUAAUCUAAUUGGGUGGUUCACAACAAUCAAUUGUUUCUACUCCUUCUGCCUCCACAACAAUUCAUCUUUUCACCCGCCCAGUCUCUUUUCUUGCAUCACAACCCCCAUCAUACCCUAACAUGUCCAGCAGUAUUUGUUCAUCAGUUUUUUCCCACUUCACUCUAUUAGUGUAGCGACGACCUCAAAGGUAUCUACACACACUGGAGUAAGGGUUUUUCCUCAACUGCAUCUUCCAUAUUAUAUCCAUACAUAAUAGACUUAGACAAAAAAAAAGACAAUUCAGAGGGGAGGAGCUCCCUAAAAAUGAGAAAAAAAUGUGAAUAACCUAGUGAGCUUUAAAUGAUAAAGUAUAUUCAUAUAUGUUUUGGUCAUAAAUGUUGCUUGUCUACAUUACCUCAAAACAUGUAUUACUAUGUAUUAGAGAUGGGUUUACUCUUAUUGAAAAAAGUAGCCAUUCUCUGUGUUAUGUGCCUGUGUACACAUUUUACUGCAUCACUGCUUUUAUCUCUAAUGCUAGACCUAUCCCUUGACCCAAUGCCUUUUUGUGCCCCUUAUGUCUAUAUUUACCUGUGGCACCUUGCUAUUUAUCAGAUUGUAAGCACAUCAAGUUCCCUUCACAGUCUGUGUGAAUGUUGUCUGUAAUUAUAGAUCAUUUGGUGCGAAGAAUAUUGUUUCAAACUGUUUAAGAUAAAAUAAAUAAAUCAGUUAUUCAUUAGUU
Messenger RNA from Sphaeramia orbicularis (orbiculate cardinalfish), 3083 nucleotides. It is a transcript of the gene ikbkg, whose product is annotated as inhibitor of nuclear factor kappa B kinase regulatory subunit gamma. The coding region runs from base 341 to 2200 and encodes 619 amino acids. Gene Ontology annotation, cellular component: cytoplasm; nucleus; IkappaB kinase complex. Lineage: Eukaryota; Metazoa; Chordata; Actinopteri; Kurtiformes; Apogonidae. Gene Ontology annotation, biological process: positive regulation of canonical NF-kappaB signal transduction. The record is from RefSeq and is a predicted model, not a curated record. Gene Ontology annotation, molecular function: K63-linked polyubiquitin modification-dependent protein binding. The transcript is spliced from 16 exons.